This is a messenger RNA of Thamnophis sirtalis, 7337 nucleotides long. The record is from RefSeq and is a predicted model, not a curated record. NCBI's taxonomy places the organism in Eukaryota, Metazoa, Chordata, Lepidosauria, Squamata, Natricidae.
GUAGCCGCCGUUCUUGAAGCCUCCAUGGCUACUCUGCCCAGUUCCGAUCGGAGGGCCUUUGCCCUGAAAAUCAACAGGCAUUCCUCAGCAGAAAUAAGACGGCAGUUUGUGCAGCAACUAUCCUUUGGACCCUUCUGUCAGCGAAGUAAUAGUACGCCUGGUUUUUCUUCCAUUAAUCUGCCUCAGUUUUAUGAUGCUGUAGAACCAGUGGAUUUCGAAGGUCUCUUAAUGAUGCAGCUGAAUAGCCUAGAUUCAGAUCUCUUGCAAGAAUUGGGUGAUUUUCCUGAAGAUGAUUUGGAGGUAGUUUAUGCUGCAAAGGAGCAUAGAACCUUGGAACCAUCAUUACCAGAAGAAAAGACUGAAUUGGAUUUACAUGUCCGGGACUGUGUUCAGACUUAUAUUCGUGACUGGCUGAUUGUGAAUCGAAAAAAUCAAGGAAGCAAUGAGGCGUAUAACUUUAUGAAAACAGGAUCCAGGACAGAUUUCCACAAAAGCCUUCAAAAGCAAACAUUUGAGUCUGAAAUGUUGGAUUUUCAUGAUUCCAGUUAUCAGACAGGUCCCAGGCGCUUAAAAGUCCUCUGUGAUGGAUCCAAUAAAACCACCUUGACAUCUGGAGAAAUUUGCCUGCGCAGCCUACCGCUUGAUCCCCGAUUGACCAACCUAUUGCAGACUGCUAAAGCAGAAGACAUUCAAAGGCAAAAUGAAGAGGCACGGAAAACCAACCGGCCUACUGAGUUGUUUGCUCUGUAUCCCGGUAUAGAUGAGGAGGAUUCUGUACAAAUACGACCAAUACCUGAAUGCCCAAAGGAGUAUCUAGGUAAUAGGAUAUUAGUGAAAAUACAGACACUGAAAUUUGAAAUUGAAAUCGAGCCAUUAUUUGUAACCUUAGCUCUUUAUGAUAUAAGAGAAAGGAAAAAGAUCUCUGAAAGUUUUCAUUGUGAUUUGAACUCUGAACAAUUUAAAGGGUUUUUGCGAUCCCAUACACCAUGUAUUGACUCCUCCACUCAGGCAAGGGCUGCUGUAUUUUCGGUAACAUAUCCUUCAUCAGAUAUCUAUCUUGUGCUGAAGAUUGAAAAAGUCCUUCAGCAAGGAGAAAUUGGAGAUUGUGCAGAACCCUACAUCUUUCUAAAAGAAAGUGAAAGUGGAAAGACUAAAGAAAAGAUUGAGAAAUUAAAACAACAAGCAGAGAACUUUUGUCAACGUUUAGGAAAAUACCGCAUGCCUUUUGCUUGGAUACCUAUAAAUUUAGCAAGUUUCUUUAGUAUUCCAACACUUGAGAAAGAUAUAGCUGAGUUAGAAGUUUUAAAUGGAAAAGGGUCUUGUGGCGAUCGAAAAAUGUUGACACUGCCAUGUAGAAGAUUUUCUGAAAGAAGCCUUGGCUCAGAUGACAUUCCUGGCCCAGUGAACUUCAGAACCACCACUCUAACUCUCAACACAUUUUUUAAACAGGAAGGAGACAGGCUUAGUGAUGAAGACUUAUUCAAGUUUUUAGCUGACUACAAAAGGUCUUCGUUGCAGAGAAGAACAAAAUCUAUACCAGGUUUGCUUAAAUUGGAGAUAUCCCCUGCAUCAGAAGGCCUCAACUGUUGUCUCAGCCCAGAACUGUUACAAGUAAAGCCAUUAACUGAGAAUCGCAGCCGUAUUCAUAAAGAGAUUUUGGAGUUUCCAGUACGAGAAGUCUAUGUGCCCUAUACUGUAUAUAGAAAUCUUCUUUAUGUGUAUCCACAGCGGUUGAAUUUUGUAAAUCGCUUGGCUUCAGGACGAAACAUUACCAUUAAAAUUCAAUAUAUGUGUGGAGAAAAUCCUUCCUGUGCAAUGCCGGUGUCCCGAUUUUUAUGAAGAAGUGAAAAUUAAACUACCCGCUAAACUGACAGAAAAACACCAUCUGUUGUUCACAUUUUACCACAUCAGCUGUCAGUCAAAACAAGGAGCUUCUGUAGAAACUCUCCUGGGUUAUUCAUGGCUGCCAAUUCUGUUAAAUGAUCGGCUCCAAACAGGACAUUAUUGCCUGCCUGUUGCUUUGGAUAAACUGCCUGCCAACUAUUCAAUGCACUCAGCAGAGAAAGUUCCUCCACAGUCUCCUCCUAUUAAAUGGGUAGAAGGACACAAGGGAGUGUUUAAUGUGGAAGUGCAAGGUAUAUCAUCAGUUCAUACCCAGGACAAUCACCUGGAGAAAUUCUUCAUCCUGUGUCAUGCACUUGAAUGCCCAGUUACUUUCCCCAUCCGAGUGUUGAAUGAGAAAAUCGCAGAAGGCAAUCUGGAACAUGAGCUGAAACUCAGCAUUAUUUGCUUGAAUUCUUCCCGCCUUGAGCCUCUGGUGCACUUUUUACACUUGGUGUUGGAUAAACUGUUCCAGUUAACUGUCCAGCCCAUGCUUAUAGCUGGCCAGACAGCAAACUUCUCCCAGUAUGCCUUUGAGUCAGUGGUGGGAAUAGUAAAUAGCCUCCACAACAGUAAAGAUCUGAGCCAAGACCAACAUGGGCGAAACUGUCUCCUAGCAUCAUACGUGUACUAUGUGUUCCGUCUUCCUGAAGUUCAGAAAGAUUUUAUCAAACUAGGUACAAGUGGAAGCACAAAUCUUCCUGAAUCUCGUUAUUACACAUAUGGCCGUACGGCUGCUGUCUCAGUGGGAUCUCGACUCUUGCAGAGUCGGACAACAAGCUGUAGCAAUCCAGAUAUUGCUGGGAUCCAGCAUGCUUCUGAUGAAGAAGUGAAAAGCAUCAUGUCCUCAAAGGUUGCAGAGCGGAACUACAGCCGUGUGUCUUUCUAUAGUGAAUCCAACAGUGAUAUGUCAAAUCCCCGCACAAGCGCUCGCCUACCCAAACAAAAGCAUUUUCAUGAAGAGAUCGCACUUCAGAUGGUGGUCAGCACAAGCAUGGUGAGAGAAGCAGUCUUCAAGUAUUCUUGGUUCUUCUUUGAAUUGCUGGUAAAAAGCAUGGCUCAGUAUGUUGACAAUGUACAGAAGCAGGAUGUUCCCCGCAGAGCUCGAUUUUCCAACCGCUUCAAAGAUGACAUCACCACAGUUGUCAGUGUUGUUACCUCAGAGAUUGCUGCACUUUCAAUGAAGACUCAGAAGGAAAGUGAACAGGCAGAAAAGAUCAACAUUAGCUUGGCAUUUUUCCUGUAUGAUCUUCUUUCUUUAAUGGAUCGUGGAUUUGUGUUUAACCUCAUCAAACACUACUGCAAUCAGCUGUCAAAUAAAAUGAGUAAUAUCCCAGUGUUGUUGUCCAUGAGGCUGGAGUUCCUACAAAUUCUCUGCAGUCAUGAACAUUACCUCAAUUUGAAUUUCUUCUUUCUGACUUCAGGAUGUGCUCCAACAUCACCCUCUCCUUCUAUAUCAUCCCAGAAUUCAAGUUCCUGCUCAAGUUUCCAGGAUCAAAAACUUGCCAGCAUGUUUGAGCUUACAGCAGAAUAUCGGCAGCAGCAUUUCAUCACAGGGUUACUUUUCACAGAGUUGUCCGCUACCUUGGAUGCAGAAGGGGAAGGAAUAAGCAAGGUGCAGAGGAAAGCUGUCAGCGCUGUCCACAGCUUGAUGAGUUCACAUGACUUGGAUAAAUCCUGUUUGAAGCCAGAAAUGAAAGUGAAAAUUGCUGCACUUUAUCUGCCUCUGGUUGGCAUAAUUCUGGAUGCCCUUCCUCAAUUACAUGAUUUUACAGUUCCAGAUGUUCACAAUGGGAAAGGCCGUGCUGCAUGGCCAGAUGAAGAACAAGAAUCAGCAAACCAGAUUUGCCACAAUAUUGCUCUGGCUAUUGCUGGGAAUCAGUUUAAUUUACGGUCUUCUGGCUCCUCUACGCUUGCAAUGUCCUACAAAUCAUACAACACAUUAAGUCCUGAGACAACCCGUCAUCUUUUGAUCUGCUUCCUGUGGAUCAUGAAAAAUGCCGAUCAGAACCUUAUUCAGAAAUGGAUUGCAGAUCUUUCCUUUCAACAGCUGAACCGGAUCUUAGACCUUCUUUUCAUCUGUGUCUCAGGCUUUGAAUACAAGGGCAAGCAAAGCUCAGACAAAGUCAGUACUCAGGCCCUCAAGAAAUCACGAGAUGCCAAAGCUCGCCUGGAAGAGGCAUUGCUGAGGGGAGAGGGGGCCAGAGGUGAAAUGGUGAAGCGGAGCAAACUCCUUGCUGGGAAUGAUAGAUUCCCAGGGUCGAAUGAGAACUUACGAUGGAGAAAAGAGCAGACACAGUGGCGGCAACCAAGCGAAAUGCAAGAUAAAACAAAAACUGAGAUUGAUCAAGAAUCUCUGAUUAGUGGAAACUUGGCUACAGAAGCUAAUCUGAUCAUCUUAGAUAUGCAAGAGAAUAUCAUCCAGGCAACAUUAGCUAUGGAUUGCAAGGUGAACAUCUUUGGAGGUGUGUUGAAGGUCUUCAUAAAUUCUCUGAGCUAUGAUCAGAGCACAACUUAUUUGACCCAUUGCUUUGCAACCCUCCGAGCAUUAAUUGUCAAGUUUGGAGAGUGGCUCUUUGAAGAAGAAGUGGAGCAAUGUGCUGAUCUCUGCCAGAAGGUCCUGCAGCACUGCAGUAGCAGUAUUGACAUUACUCGUGUUCAAGCUUGCGCCACGCUUUACUUCUUGAUGAGAUACAGCUUCAGCUCCAUCAGUAACUUUGCAAGAGUGAAAAUGCAAGUGACAAUGUCCCUGGCAUCUCUGGUUGGUAAGACUUCAGAAUUUAAUGAAGAAUAUCUCAGAAGGUCAUUACGGACCAUUUUGGCAUAUGCAGAGGAAGAUUUAGAAAUGCAAUCAACUUUGUUCCCAGGACAGGUGGAAGAAUUGUUGCACAAUCUGAAUUGCAUAUUAUCAGACACAGUAAAAAUGCGACAGUUUCAAGAAGACCCAGAGAUGCUUAUGGAUCUUAUGUACAGGAUUGCCAAAGGGUAUCAGACUUCACCUGACUUAAGGCUUACCUGGCUUCAGAACAUGGCAGAGAAGCACACCAAGAAGAAAUGCUAUACUGAGGCUGCCAUGUGCCUCAUUCAUGCUGCUGCUCUUGUGGCAGAAUAUUUGAGCAUGUUAGAGGACCAUAGCUAUCUGCCGGUUGGAAGUGUCACUUUCCAGAAUAUUUCCUCCAAUGUCCUAGAAGAGUCUGCUGUUUCAGAUGAUAUUCUGUCUCCAGAUGAAGAUGGCGUUUGCUCAGGAAGAUAUUUCUCAGAGCACGGGUUGGUGGGACUGCUGGAAAAUGCUGCUGAGCUUUUUAACACUGGAGGAUUGUAUGAAACCGUCAAUGAGGUCUAUAAGAUUGUCAUCCCCAUUUUGGAAACAAAUCGAGACUUUAGGAAACUUUCUUCUGUUCACAGUAAACUCCAAAAGGCUUUUGAGAGCAUAAUAAAUAAGGGUCAAAAGAGAAUGUUUGGGACCUAUUUCCGUGUUGGUUUCUAUGGAGCCAUCUUUGGAGAUCUGGAUGAACAGGAAUUUGUUUAUAAAGAGCCUGCCAUAACCAAACUUCCUGAGAUAUCUGACCGAUUGGAGGGAUUUUAUGGUCAAUGCUUUGGAGAAGAUCGCAUUGUUGUGAUCAAAGACUCUAUUCCUGUCGAAAAAAAGAAGUUAGAUCCCAGAAAGGCCUAUAUACAGAUUACUUUUGUGGAACCAUACUUUGAUGACUAUGAGAUGAAAGACAGAGUAACCCACUUUGAGAAAAACUUUGAUCUUCGACGUUUUAUGUACACCACCCCUUUUACGCAGGAUGGAAGUCCACGGGGAGAACUGAGUGAACAAUAUACGAGGAAGACCAUUUUGACCACAAUGCAUGCUUUUCCUUAUAUCAAAACUCGAAUCAAUGUAAUUCAAAAGGAAGAGUAUGUGUUGACGCCAAUUGAAGUAGCAAUUGAAGACAUGCAAAAGAAAACCCUUGAGCUAGCAGUUGCCACCAACCAAGUGCCUCCAGAUGCCAAAAUGCUCCAGAUGGUCCUUCAAGGUUCUGUAGGAGCUACUGUUAACCAGGGACCACUAGAGGUAGCCCAAGUGUUUCUGGCGGAGAUUCCAGAUGAUCCAAAACUUUACCGACAUCACAACAAACUGAGAUUAUGCUUCAAAGAGUUUAUAAUGAGGUGUGGAGAAGCACUGGAAAAAAACCGGCACCUGAUUACCCCUGAGCAAAAAGAAUAUCAUAAGGAACUGAAAAAGAACUAUGAGAAAUUAGCGAACAGCCUCAGACCAAUGAUUAGGAGGAAAAUCCCAGAGCUAUAUAAACCUCUUGUGAAAUGUAACAGUAUUUCAAGAGAUUCUUUCAAGAAUUCUAGUAUAAGGAAGUAUGAACUGCCCACACAGAAUUCUUAAGAAUAGUCUAAUGAAAACAAGCAAUCCUUUGGCAAACAUAAUCAAAUGAAGGAAGAUAUUGGUUGGUGUGCCAUGCAGGAAGCUCUUCUCACCAUUCCUGAGGACCACAUUUUGUAAAUAUCAUGCUACAUAUGAGUCAAAAUGGCAAUUAGCUGCAAGAGGGCAAAUUGCUGUGAUUUUUUUUUUCAGUUUAAUAUUUGUACCUGCAAAGAAAAUAUUCCUGCAUUUUCUCCAAAGAUAUAAAGGCCAGUUAACAGAUAUUGCAGAUAUUGUCUUCCAUCUUUGUAUGUUUGAAUAUCUCUGAAGACUACUUUGUGGAUCUUUGAUCACAGCAGUCCUAUGAAAAUGAUCAGAAUUAAUAUAAAGAGCAUUUGACUUAAUCAUGGAUGGCAUUCAAAUUAUAUGGACAGAUUCUCUGGGGAGUUCAAAUUUCAACAGUAACAAGAUUUAGCUCAAGUAAAAUCUGAUUGAGUUUAAUAGGUAAAUUAUGAAUAUGUACAAUUCCAAUUUGUUGCAUAAAAUCAACAAUCUUAAAUGCUUGACAUGUAGCAUUGCAAUGGGCCUAUUAAGCAAUUAUGUCAUAAAACCUGAGGUUUUAUUUUAUCUAAAAGGAUAAAAAAGCAAGUUUAAUAAAUUUGGGGAAAUAGGAUUUGAUAACAAUGGAGAGCCCAUCUUAAUUACAUUUUUUCUUACUGUUAUAGUUACAUUAUAAUAUACAUAACAGUUUUAUGUACAUAACAAUGUGAACUCACAGUUACCAGUUCUUUAGCUGGUGCUGGCCUUCAUAUACAUUGAGUUACUACUACUAUUAUUUUUAUUAUUAUUAUUAUAAAACUACUAGUAGAUUUAUUAUAAUUUGGAUAAGUGCUUAUUGCAAUUAUCAAGUGCUUCUUGAUAAUUGCAUAUUUCUGAAUAUUUGAUUAAAAAAAAUUUCUGUUACAUACCUGUGUAUAUGUAUAUAGUGUUGUGAAAUGUCCAAGUCUGUGACGGCAACUAAUUAUUUUGGCACUUUUAUACUUAAAGAUCUAAAUCAGUAUAUACAUUUUUUAAAUCAAAUAAAAUAUUAUUUUAG